GACAUAAAAUUCAAUGCACCAGCGGACAAUACAUGAUUACAAUCAAGCCAUUUACAGUGUAUAUGGUAAGGGAAUAACGUUUUGUGUAAGGAAAAGCCAGCAAAGUCCGAUCAAGGAAAGUCCGAGGGUCACCAAAGAGGUAGAUAUUAGUUCAGCACUGCUCUCUGGUUGUGGUAGUUUGAUUCAGUUGCCCUGUCCACCAUGGGCACCAUACGAUUGGCAGCCCCGCCAACAGUCAGUCUGCUUUUUCGCCUAUUUUUAUUUUUAGUGUGUGUUAAAAGUUUGUGUUCAUGUUCUCCGGUUUGUUUUAUGUGGGGGGAGGGGUCGGGGAAACUUUUUUUUCAGUUUCUUACCUUGCCGGAGAUGCAAUUUUCCGGAUCGCAUCUCCGGUCGCUCUGCGGCCUCCUAUCGAUGGAGCUAGAGGCCUCCUCGGACUGACCUUGAGCCCCGACCGCGGGGCGUCAACUUAACAUCGGAGCUGAUCACUUGCCUGGGAUCAUUCUUGUGAACUUUACCAUCGUGAGAUCGCAGUCUCGGGAGAGACCGUGGAUGUCGGGAGCUCCAACGACGCAGAGGUUCGACCAGCCCCGACGUGGGGUUCGUUCACCGGCGCGGGGGAACUGAGAUUCCCCCGAUGCGGGAGUUGAUCGCCCCGAUGCGGAGGGCUCGACCGCCGGCUAAGGGAGUCAAGAUCAUCCCGUCAACAGAGGGCUCGAGGCCCUCAACCACGGCAUUACUCACCAAUGAAGGGAGUAAUGUUGCUGAUCUAAAAAUCAGAACUUUUCUUCGCCUUCAAUCACAGUGAAGAAUGUGGAGGAGUCACUGUGGUGGAUGUUUGUGUUAAAAUGUGUUUUGUAUGUUCCAUUGCUUUUAUUUGUAUGAUUGACUUGGCCAAUGAAAUUCCUCGUAUGCGUGAUUGUGAUUAAAGCUGACAACACAACUCCUCCAUCUCUUCCGACUCCCUCCACAUCAGAAACAUCAAGCCCCUGGUCUUGUUCCUCUCACAACCACGUUUCCCCAAUAGCCACAACACCAUAGUUUCAAACACUGAUCCAGACUCCAAGUUCCACUGCUGCCUCCACAAAACGCCAUGCAUUGAAAUAAACUCACUUCAGCCCAUCAGUAUCACCAUAUUCCUUCACUUCUCUCUGCCGUCCUUCCUUAGACACUUACUGGUCCUCACCUCUACCCUCCCAUCACUCCUUCCAAUUUCUGACGUCCUUUGGUUCUCAACUCCCAGCCUUUCUCGUUUGAACCAACCCAACCAGCACUAGUCAACCUCCCUGCCAGGAUAUUGGCCCUCCUCCAGUUCAAAUGCAACCCAUCCAUCUUGUACAGGUCACCUCGACCACAGAAGAGAUCCCAAUGGCCUAAAAAAAUUCUAAAUCGCUGUUCCCUGCACCAACUCCAAAGCCACACAUUCACUGUCCUAUCUACCUGUUCCUACCCUCACUGGUACGUGGCACCAAGAAUAAUCCAGAGAUUACCCCCCUCGGGGUCUUAUGCCUAACUCCCUACAUUUACUUUGCAGGACCUUAUCCCUUUUCCUAUCUAUGCCGUUUGUGCCGAUGUGCACAAUGACUGCUCGCCCUGGCCCUUGAGAAUGUUUUGCAGCAGUUCAGAAACAGGACCUAUUACAAGUAUGAGGUGCAAUAGUAAUUUAAAUAAACAAAUAAAUAAAUAAGUGGUAUCAGGACCUGGUAACGGGAGGUAAAACAACAAAAACAGACUUGGUUGGUAGUCCCCUUUCUGCGGAGUUUAAUGUUAUAAUAGAGCGAUUGUUCCUAUUUUCUUUUUCUUUCUUUUCUAGGGUCUAUUUUCUCACUUUACUUCCUUCUCUAACUUCUUUUCUAAGGGCUUUCUUUUCCCAACACUCUUGCACUUCACGACUCUUGCGCACUUUCUUUACUUUCCUUACUCCUAUCCUUUUCUUAAAGCUCAAAAAAAAUGAAGCGGUACAAAAAAUGUAUUAAGAUAUAUGUGUUGUGUAGUAUUGUAAUUUACCGUACUUCUAAUAAAAAUAAAAUUAAAAAAAAAAAAGAAACAUGCUGGACCCUGGCACGAGGGAGGUAUCAUAUCAUUCUGGAGUCCUGUUUGCUGCUUCAGACUCGUUACUGUCCGUAACUAACGAGUCUACUAUUGCGCUGGCUCUGUCAGACUUUUCCCUUCCUAGCUGUGUCUCAGAGGAUUGAUUUACAUAAUUACACAUUAGUUACAAUUUGGUCACAAUGGUGCAACUUUUAAAAAAUCCUCCCACAUGAUUCUCCUCCCAUCCUUCGAAUUAUUUUAUCAACAUCAACAAACUCUGACUUUCUUUCUUUGCUGUUUAUCCACAUGUAUCUCUGUUAUUUGCUUCAGCUACUUCAUUUGUUCGCAAAUUCUAUAUUCAAACCACCCUGUGGGUAAUGUACUUGUUACUUCAACACUACGAGCCAGUUUUAAAUGCUACUGUUUUCAGUUUCAAAUAACUUAAUGAGUAGCACAAUAAUUCAGAAAAGUGCUACGUGCCAUUCAACAAUUAGAUUUUUAAUUGGAAAAAAAUUCAUUCUCCAGUAAAAUUGACCACACUUGUUCCUUGAUCUGUGCAUUGAGCUAUAAGGUUCUGAAACUGCACAAAUGUAUUACAUUGUGCACAGAUCAAAUAAGAAUAAACUUUUUUUUUCCCCUAAAAUAAUGUUUGGCUGUUCGGUGUGAAUAGGUAUCGUUUGAGAUCAGCAGCAUUAUUCCCUUCUCUAUUGAACUGAUAUAGUGGGCCUUUCUGAGCACGGAAUUCAUUACAUUUAAACAUAGGUUUUAUGACCUUAAGGAUUCCCAAAGCACUUUACAGCCAAUGCAUUACUUUUAAGUGUAGUCGUUGUUACAACAUUGGACAUGUGGCAAAAUAAAUUGUGCACUGUAAACUUUCAUACACAGCAAUGUGACCGGGAUGUUGGUUGAAACAUAAAUAUCAACCAGAACUCAAGGGAUAAUUCCCCUGCUUUAAAAUAAAAUAAUGUCGUAAUAGAUCUUUUGUAUGUUUCCAGGAGGGCUGAGAGCAUAAUUAAAAGGUGUCACCUCAAAAACAGCAGGGUUAAAGGUGAAUCAUCUCCUUGUGUACAUGUUCAAGCCUGUAGAGAAUGAGUGCACUGCAGCUUGCUCUCUUUGCCAGGGAACGUUCCCAUGCUCUAUUGACGCAUGAAAUAUUGUAAGCGUUAUUUAGUUACCCCCACCUUUCGUCUUCCUGACCAUUUACAGCCCCCUGGUAUAAUAAUGGAAAUGAAUGACCCACCUGCUUCCAGACAUUAGUAUUGUGUUGCAACCUGGUGGUGGGGCGGUGACCUCUGUGCGAUUGCUCACUCUCCACGCCUGGAAUCUGCAGCCUCCGCUGAGCUCCUCUUCAACUGACAGAUCACGUCUGAUGCCGAGGUUGAAAGAAUCGCGGUCUCACGAGUCUUUGCUCAGUCCUAGUAGUGCGGUGGAGGCACUGGAUCUCAGUAUGGAGGAAGAAGUGACAAUUAAAUCUGUACACAGCAGCAUCCUGGGGCAGGAUUACUGUUUUGAGGUGACAACUUCAACUGGCAGCAAAUGUUUUUCAUGCCGUUCAGUCGCAGAAAGAGAUAAGUGGAUGGAAAAUUUAAGGCGUGCAGUGCAGCCAAAUAAGGAUAACAGCAGACGAGUGGAGAAUCUGCUCAAACUGUGGAUUAUUGAAGCCAAGGAUCUGCCAGCCAAGAAGAAGUAUUUCUGUGAACUCUGCCUGGAUGACACGCUGUAUGCACGGACUACCUGCAAGCUGAAAACUGACAACGUUUUCUGGGGAGAGCACUUUGAAUUCAGUAACCUGCCCACACUCAAGAACAUUACAGUGCACUUGUACAAAGAGACCGAUAAGAAGAAAAAGAAAGAUAAGAAUAACUAUGUGGGUUUGGUGAAUAUUCCUAUUGCCACUGUGACGGGGCGACAGUUCCUGGAGAAAUGGUAUCCAGUGAGUGUGCCCAAUCCCAGCAAGGGCAAAGCAGCGGGUCCAAUGAUUCGAAUCAAAUCUCGCUACCAGAGCAUGAGCAUUCUCCCCAUGGAGCUCUACAAAGAGUUUGCUGAGUACAUCACAAAUAACUACAUGCUCCUGUGCACGGUGCUGGAGCCUGUGCUGAGCGUGAAGAGUAAGGAGGAGAUGGCUUGUGCGUUGGUACACAUUCUGCAAAGCACUGGGAAGGCUAAGGAUUUCUUGACAGAUUUGAUGAUGUCUGAAGUUGAUCGUUGUGGGGACAAUGAGCAUCUGAUUUUUCGGGAGAAUACCUUGGCGACCAAAGCAAUAGAGGAGUAUCUGAAACUGGUUGGACAGAAGUAUCUCCAGGAUGCACUUGGGGAGUUCAUCAAGGCUCUCUAUGAAUCAGAUGAAAAUUGUGAGGUGGACCCAAACAAAUGCUCAUCAGGAGACCUCUCUGAGCAUCAGAGCAACCUGAAAAUGUGCUGUGAGCUGGCGUUUUGCAAGAUCAUUAACUCUUACUGCGUAUUUCCACGAGAACUGAAGGAAGUGUUUGCAUCGUGGAGACAGGAGUGUAGCAGCCGAGGGCGACCUGACAUCAGUGAGAGACUAAUCAGUGCUUCCCUCUUCCUGCGCUUCCUCUGCCCUGCCAUCAUGUCCCCUUCUCUCUUCAACCUCCUACAGGAAUAUCCAGAUGACCGCACAGCAAGAACACUGACUCUAAUUGCCAAGGUUACCCAGAACCUAGCAAAUUUUGCCAAGUUUGGUAGCAAAGAGGAAUAUAUGUCUUUCAUGAAUCAGUUCCUUGAGCAUGAAUGGACCAACAUGCAACGAUUCCUGCUGGAAAUCUCCAACCCAGAAACCAUUUCAAAUGCAGCAGGAUUUGAAGGCUACAUUGACCUGGGCCGUGAACUCUCCACUCUACAUUCGCUGCUCUGGGAAGUGGUUUCGCAGAUGGAACAGGCAACUGCAGCAAAGCUCGGCCCCUUGCCCCGCAUCUUAAGAGACGUCAAUACAGUGCUGACCAAUCCAGGAGCUGUACCUGUGGCAUCAGCCUCCGAGCCGAGCACCUCCACGCCGAAUCCCGCGAACAGCAGCCUAUCGUCAGGGCUGCAGAAGAUGGUGAUCGAUAAUGAUCUUAGUGGUUUAUUAGACUGUACAAGGUUACCUUCUCCUACCCCAGAAAACAAGGACUUGUUUUUUGUCACAAGGUCCUCUGCUGUCCAGCCAUCUCCAGCUCGCAGCUCCAGCUAUUCUGAGGCCAAUGAACCUGAUCAACAAAUUCCAAAUGGCAAUAAGAGUGUCUCAAUGGUUGACUUGCAAGACAAUCGCAGUUUGGAGAGUACAACAAACAUUCCCCCUCCGGGUGAUUACCUCAACGACAGCCAGGGAUCGAGUGGGCAGGUCCAGACAACGUGGCAGACGAGAGCACUGCAGAACGUAGCUCCGGGUGGUCCCGGCCCUGUGCACAUAGGCCGAAAGCCUGGACAAAGCGCUGGCACCCCCAACGCUGACGGUGCACCGGGAAGACCUCAGCUCUUGGCACCAUUAUCUUUCCAAAACCCAGUGUACCAGAUGGCAGCAGGAAUACCAGUCUCACCUCGUGGGGUAGCCGACUCUGGAUCGGAGUGUCACAGCUCCAUUAGCUCACAUAGUAACAACGAGGAUCUGGCCGCCAACAAGCCGCCGUUCCACGUCCACACGGGCACGGAGGACUUUGCCAGGCGCACCGGUGAAUUCACACGAAGGCAGCUUUCCCUGACCGAGAAAAUACCGCUGGCGUCAGUGCCCCGGCAGAACAGUGCUGGCCCACAGAGGCGAAUAGAUCAGCCCCCACCCGCUGCACGAGGUAGGACACCGCCCGCCUUGUUGUACAACACCGCUCAGUAUCCCAGGCCUUCCAGCGGAGGUGUGAUGCAGUCGGCGUCAGAGUGGCCAAGCACGGGCACCAAGCUCCGACAGCAGUCGUCCUCCUCCAAAGGAGACAGUCCGGAAACAAAGCAACGUACAAUGCACAAGCAGGCCCCCUCACCUGCGAACGUCUUGUCUUCUGUGGACCGCACUGCAGCGUGGCUGAUGAACAUGAACAUGCAGUUCAUAGAUGAUGAGUCGGUGGACCCAAGCUCCAAGCACAGGGACGAUGGCAGACCUAAAGAGGAGCUGAGCCAGAUCGAGAAGUAUCAGCAGGACAUUGCCAUACUUCAGGAUAAACUGAGGGCUUCCAAUAGGAGGCUGGAGGAAUAUGAGGUUUAUUUAAAGAACCAAGAUGAACAAACACAAAAGAUGGUGCUGGAGUAUCAAGCCCGGCUGGAAGAGGGUGAGGAACGACUCCGCAGACAGCAAGAGGACAAGGAUGUGCAGAUGAAAGGCAUUAUCAGCAGAUUAAUGGCUGUGGAAGAUGAGCUGAAGAAAGAUCACGCAGAGAUGCAGGCGGCAGUAGACUCCAAGCAGAAGAUCAUUGAAGCCCAGGAGAAACGAAUUGUCUCCCUGGAUGCGGCGAACGCUCGCUUAAUGGCCGCACUAACGCAACUGAAGGAACGCUACAGCAUGCAGAGCAGGAACGGCAUCUCCCCCACCAAUCCCACCAAGCUCCAGAUCACCGAAAACGGAGAGUUCAGGAACAGCAGCAACUGCUGAUGUGCUGCCCUGUGUGGAUGAAAUGAGUCAUCCUGUAUCACGAGUGCUUUCAACACCGGCUGUGCUAAAGCACUGACGUCAGUUACAGCUAACGGGAAAACUUUCAUCCAAAUAUCUUGUGAUUAACUUAGUGUUUUUAUAAAAAGUAUAUUUAAGGUGACUACCUAAUGUCAAAGAGAAGCAUGUUGUUACAACAAGAGUAGUGAGCCUUAGAAAGUUUUCAAGCAAAUAUCUUGCACUGGAGUGCCAUAGAAUCUGCUUAAACUAGGCGUAGGUGCUGGAUCUGAGUGUGCAAUGUGAUUUUGAAAUGAAAUAAUUGCAACCAAAAAGCAAUUCUCAGAAUAUUUUUCCAGUGCAUCUUCUAUUUGAUAACCCCUGAACCACUCUGUUUUAAGUGCUUGUACCUGCAACUUCUUGGGGCCAUUGAAGUCAACCUGGAAAGUGGAAAAAUGUGAUUGUUGCUUUGUUUACAUCAAAAUUGAGUAUACAGACAGAAGUGUAGACCAGUUUUAUAGAUUAAAAGUGCUUUGGUCCCAUUGUUAUUUCUAAAUUUACUGAUGAGUACCACUUUCUAAUUUUGACCUACUUGUGCUGUUUCUAUUCCUGUUGGGUAGGUAAGAGGAAUAAUCUGUCCCUUGUUGUUGACAGUUUGCCAGCAAUGCCUCGAUUGCACUUUUACCAUGCACACGAUGUUACCUUUUGGGAAAUACAGUUUUCCUACUUUGAAACUUUUUAUAAGAAAAUGCUUUUCUAAACAGCUGAUGGCAAAGUGGAGAUUCAUGCACAGUCUUCUGUCCAGAUUAUACCACUCAGCUCAUCUGACCCAGCGAAGCCAUCUUCUGUUUUUAGAGAAUAAUGCUUUAAGGACUUUUAACCACUACAUUAAACUUACUACAGUAAGAUGGGAGAAUGCCGAUCGCAGUGGGAUCUAUCUGUGAAAAGAUCCAUUGACUCACAAUUGUGGACAAAACGGAAACGCACUGCUAUGAAUCAGAGUAAGGUUUAAAAGAAGCAAUUGGAAAGCUUAUGUUCAUUGCAAGUAUGUGAAUCACUACCUAAUGGAUGCAUUUAAUCUCUGUAUCAUCUUGGUUAUGUUCAGUGUGACUUGAUAAGCUGAUCUUCUCUGCAUAAGUGCACCAGUGUUUUCUGAUGGUUUGGAGCAUCUUACCCUCCAUAUCCUGCUGCUCCCAUGGAAACAUGGACUUCGCCACUGCUGCUUCAAAAGAAAAUCCUGAUUUAAAAAAAAAAAAACAUAUUUGCAAAUAUACUGUAUUAACAGUUCUACUAAAUUUAUACCUAUGUGUGUUCAUGCGGGCAUUUAUAAAAGAAAGAUGAAAGUACAACUUCCUUCCCGAUUUUACUUUAAACUGUGCAAGUCAGUUUCUGCAUCUGUGUUGUGUUAUAGCUCUCUCUAUGUAUCCGGCGUAGACUGUAUAUAGUUAACAUCUAUUUCUGGUACUGCUUGUCUCAAAGCCCCAGCACAGUGACUGCAUCUUUAACUGCUGUUUUUGUUGUUUAAAAUGUCUGAUAAAAAAAAGCCAAUGGUGGCAAGUUAAAACCACUUUAUAUAGGCAAACAAAAUCACUGUGUGAUUGCAAUCUGUGAUUCUGUGGUUCUUCAGGCCAUUUGUUAUAUUUCCUGACUUUUCAGACUUGCAGCAUCUUGAGUUGCAUUUGUAUUUAGCUACACUGGUGUAUGACAAGUAUCACGACAGCACCAGUGAUUUGGAUCACAAACUGGUUCUCAAUUAGGCCCCGCCAAGGAAUGCCACCGGUCACGGAGGCUGCAUUUGAUGUCCUGCUGUGGACGACAUUAGCAAAACUGAGAUGGAAAGAAAAAGAGAAGUUUUUAAGUGCACUGCCAAACCACACUGUCUAUACCUGCCUGGUAUAACAAUUUGAAAAACGGCCUUAAAAAAUAUUUUAUUCCUUUGUCGACUUAUAUUUUUACUGCAGUUCAAACAGUUUUAUAAUUUUAAUUGUUUUUUCAAUGCAAGCAGGAUAGUCUGUAGGUCUACAAGAAGUAGUGUUUACCAUUUGAAUUAAAUCGUGACCUUAAUGUUAUUUUCAUUUAUUUUAUAAACUGUGAAAGUCUUCUAGCGUAAAUAAUUUCUCUUUGUCAAAGUCAUUCCACUGUUUUAAAUAUAUAUAUUUAUCUCCGUUUAUGGUAGGGGGGAUAAAAGCCAAGGUCUACUGGGACUGCAGGGUUGCUCCUCAGUUCUGGAGUUCAUCAGAGGUCCCUGAAUCACUUGUGUAUCUUAAGCUGUGAUUGCUACUGGCAUUAUCUCCAGCGCUGUAUGACACUAGACGUAUUUCUGCAUUAAUGAUGCAGUUUUUUGUUGUCUACCUGAGGCUAUCUUUAGGAGUUGGAUCAGGGAGCCACUGGGGAUUUAUUAAUAUAUGCAGAGUCCCAGAGUACAUCAUUGCCUGCAGGGAGCUUCCACAAAUCAAAAACCAUUUAUUUGAAUGUAUUUAAGUUUGGUAAAUUAAUAUUAAAACUGCCUAUUACUCAGUGUUCCAAAACUAUGAAUAGUAUCUUUAAAAACAAUUUGCUUCAGUAUUUUAUUAUUCUGCUCAAGCCCAAAGCUAAUAUAAUUAAAGACCAAGUUUAAUUCUUCCAAGAAUAUUGGACUAAUUUAAAAACUUGUGCCAUCUGCUGUAGUGGAGACUGAAAGAGCUCCCGAGUAGCACUUUUGUGUCUUGGACAAAAACACUUUCCUAAAAGGAUGAUGCUGUUUAACCUUCUCAAGCAGAGCAUUGUGCCAAAGAUUGUGCAUAUUGUGCUUCCAGUGGCAGAUGUGUGUGUGCAUGUUAUUGACAAUCAUAAACAUCCCACGGCAGCCCGCCGGUUUAUUGGACUAGAGCGUUGUGAUAUUGGCUCUGCACACAAUAUUGGAAUGGAAAAAUAUACAUGAAGAUGUUACAAUAAGUACUUUUCUUGCUUUAGCAAUUGAACCUAAAAGCUCUGUGACAUUGUUUUCAUCACUGAUUUUGGAGGAUCUAAAUUAAACUUGUGAUUGCCCUGUGGUGAGAUGUGUGGCCAUGGGGCUUCAUUGGCUGUGGACAAACCAGGACCUUUGCUCUGUGCUCAGUGUUGUGUGGGAAAGGCCCUGACUCCAAGUGACUGGUGCCCACUGAUACUUGUCCCUAGAAAGCUGUUGUACGUUUUAUAUCCUUACACUUUUGUAAGUAUGUUUAAAGUAUUUGCUGGAUUCACUUCAGCUUACUUAACCUGUAAUAAUGUACAGAAAAGUUGUUUGUGUUAAAAUAUGUGGCUGUGCAAUUUAUGUACAUUUGCAACUAGACUUAUUAAAGUUUUAUUUAGCUAUUUUAA
Leucoraja erinaceus (little skate) is the source of this 9931-nucleotide messenger RNA. Its product is annotated as disabled homolog 2-interacting protein-like. The transcript is spliced from 14 exons. The record is from RefSeq and is a predicted model, not a curated record. Bases 3260 to 6598 code for a protein of 1112 amino acids. Gene Ontology annotation, biological process: regulation of GTPase activity. NCBI's taxonomy places the organism in Eukaryota, Metazoa, Chordata, Chondrichthyes, Rajiformes, Rajidae.